Messenger RNA from Canis lupus familiaris (dog), 3531 nucleotides. RefSeq names its product melanoma-associated antigen B18-like. The record is from RefSeq and is a predicted model, not a curated record. The coding region runs from base 403 to 1560 and encodes 385 amino acids. Lineage: Eukaryota; Metazoa; Chordata; Mammalia; Carnivora; Canidae. The transcript is spliced from 3 exons.
UCCUUCCGCAGGAGCGUGUGCACACAGCACUAUCCCCUCCAUACUUUCCUUUCCCCACUGUUCUACACACACACACACACACACACACACACACACACACACGGCACAAUCCCACUUCUGCCCUUCUCCGCACCACACCAUCCCUGCUCUGCACUCUUCUUCUUCCUCUUCUGUCUCCGCUUGUGCUACUCUCUCCCUUUUCUUCCCUUCCCUUCCUUUUUCCAUACACACCACACUAAACCUUCCAUUCUCUUCCUGCUUUAGCCUUCCCUCUUGUACACCUACUAUGCUCUCCCUUCUCUUCCCUUCCCGCCUUUUAGCCACACAUACACACACACACACACACACACACACACACUACACACUCCCUUUUUUCUUCCCUUCCCUUCUCCUCUUACACACAUGAUGCUUUUCCUUUUGUUUUCCUCCCCUCUCUUCACAUUCACGCCAUGGUCCCAUUUCCCACCUUUCCCUUCUCCACACACCCACACUACACUCUCCCUUCGACACCUACCCCCCCACACACUAACACACGAGUGCACUGUCCUUUCCCAUUUCCCCUCCCUUCCCUCCUCAGCCACGCUACCCUGUUCUAUCCCUUCCUCCCUUCCCCUUUUUUUACUCUUCCAUCCUUCUCACACACUGUCCAGCCUUACCCUUCCUUUAGACAGUCACACACAGCACCAUCCCUUGCCUCUCUUCUCAUCUCCACACACAUUAUCCCCUCUACCUUCCUCUUUUCCUACACACACACUGACACUGUACCCUCACUCAUCUUCCCUGAUCAUUUCUCCACAGCCAUCUAUACAUACACACAUGAUCACUUCCUUUUCUUUUCCCUUCUGUUCUCUAAAUACACACAAUGCUACAUUGUCUUUUCCCAGUUUCCCAUCUCCCUGUUCCCACAUACACAGGACACUACACCAGUCCUUCUCCGCUACACUGUUUCUGCCCUCUUGUGUGUUACCUCCUUUUCUCCUACAUGCACACACGCUCUACUCUUGUUUUCCUUCCCUUUUCCACAUAGCACACACACACAACACUACUAGACUUUCCAGUUUUUUCCUUCCAUUCUUUACUCACCUGAACUACAGUAUCCCUUCCUCUCCACCUCUGCAAACCGUUUAUUCCAUUCUCUCCCCUUUCCUUCUAUAUACACAUGCACAUACACCACUACACUAUCCCUUCCCAUUGUGCCCUUUGUUCCCUUUUCUAAAACACAUACACUACCCUAUCCAUUCUCUUCCCUACAUACAACUUCUAUCCUAUCUCCUUCCUUCUCUAAACAUACCCACUACCCUAUCCCUACUCAUCCCUUCUCCACAAUCUUCUCACUUCUCUUCCCUUUUCCUUAGCCACAAACACAUAAAAUUCUUUUCCCUUCCUUCUCUGCACAUUCUACACUAUCCUUUCUCCAAACAUACACACUACUGUAUUUAUACACUUUCCCCCCUUUUCUAUGCAUACAGACGGGCACACAAACGACACUACUCUAUCCUUCCCUUCUGUCUCUGCAUCUACACUCCACUGUCCGUGUUGUGCCCAAGAUUACGUAUCUGAGAAACCACCAAGGAGCCAACACCGAUGCAAGCACAUGAGGGUUUAUUUACAAGCUCGAGCUUGGGUCCAAGUAUACUCGACACAGGGGAGCAGGGACUUGGACUCCGAGGUUAGACGUGUGGCUGCUCCUUUGCUUACCUAAGUCAUACGGAGACCAGAUCUUUGAAGCAAGCUGUUUGCUGGAACUCAAAGGACUUCUUAAACUUCACUGUUGUCCUGGAUCGCAGGGCUCAGAAAUGUUCUCGCUGUGCUGGUGGCCCUAAAGAAAAAGGCUGUCGUGCUGUGAAGUGCCUAUGGAGAGGGCCAGUGUGGAAUGGGUCACACAUCAUGGAAUUGCAGCCUGGCCUCUAACCAAUAGCCAGCAACAACAACAACAAAAACACAAAAACUUCUCAGCACCUUUGCCACAAUGUGAGCUUAGAUUUAUCUCUAGUUUAGCUUUCAGCUGACAACACAGCUCACAUGACACCUUUAAUGCAGCUAGGUGAGACUCUAAAGCAGAGACCACAGUUGAGUUUUACCUGAACAUCUUACACAUAGAAACUGUGAGAUAAUAAAUUUGUGUUUAUCCUGCUAAACUGGUGCUGGUUUGUUACGCAGCAGUAGUAGAAAAUGAAUACAAGAACAGUCAACCAUAUUUAUCUAGAUAUUACCUCUUUCUUCAUCCCUUGUAUAUCAAGGUUCUAAGCCUAAAGAAUAUAUCUGAAUAAACAGAUAUUUUACCAAAGAAGAUGUACAGAUGGCCAACAGACACAUGAAAAGAUGCUCAACAUCAUUAAGUUACCUUUCUAAAAAUAGAACUACCAUAAGGUCCAAUAAUUCUAUUGGGUAUUUACCCAAAGAAAACAAAAAUACUAAUUUAAUUCCUUCUAGAAUUGAAUUUUGUGUCUAGCGUGAGGGAAGUGUUACUGUUGUGUUAUUUUUCAGUUUGAAUUUCCAGUUGUUUCAUUGCCAUAUCUUAGUAAACAAUCUGUUCUUUUUCUACCUCUCUACAAUGACAGUUUGAAUAAUCCAAAGUUCAUGUGGAAGUGCGUGUUGUGGGACACUCUAUUCAGUUCUGUUAGUCUAUUUGUUUGUAUUGGCAAAUAUAGCACACAUUUAUAAUUACUAGGUUUUUUUUUAAGAUUUAUUUAUUUAUUCAUGAGAGACACAGAGAGAGAGGCAGGGACAUAGGCAGAGGGAGAAGCAGGCUCCUCGCAGGAGCCCAAUGAGAGACUCGAUCCCAGAUCCCAGGAUCACGACCUCAGCCGAAGGCAGCCACUCAACUGCUAAGCCACCCAGGCAUCACUAAUUACUACAGUUUUUAAAAAAUAAUUCUUAAUAUCUAGUAGAGUAAAAGUCCUCAUAUUUUUAUCAAGUGCUCUUUGACUGUUCUUGGUAAUUUGCAAGUAAUUUUAAAGUUUAGAAUCAGCUUGUCAAAUUUCAUAUACAAAAGCUAUAUAGUUUCUUUUGGGGGAGACUAGGUAUUAAUAUACACUGUAGGUUAAAUUUGGGCAGAAUUAACAUGUUUACAAUAUUGAGUACUCCUCUCCAUGAACAUGAUAAUCCUCUACUUACUUAGGUAUUCACUAAUUUCUCUAUAUAAUAGUUGUAUAUAUUUCAUUUUUAAUAUGUAUUUUAUAUAUAAAUACUUGUAUUAGGUGCCAGGUAUUUGUUAUGGUACUCGAUAAGUUCUAGUUUCUUAAUUUCAUGGUCAAACUGCUUGUUGCUGCAGAAAUAAAGUGUAUGUUUAUAUAAUGAUCUUUUACUCAAGAACUUUUACAAAUAUUUUUAUUGAUUUAAUAGUUUAUCUUUAGUUGUGGUUUUGUAGAUAUACUUUGCUUGUAACAUAAUGUUCCUUUAUCAUAAGUGAGUCAUAAAUUUUUUUGAUUUUUUAAAAAUUUAUUUAUUCAUGAGAGACACAGAGAAAGAGAGAGAAGCAGAGACACAGGCAGAGGAAGAAGCAAGCUCCAUGCAAGGAACCCGACGUGG